GGGGAAUUUAGGAAGGAGGGGCCAUUUGCAGAAAAGCUGGGAGAAAAUGAUAGACAAUCCCAGAAGAUCAAGGGUGUCAGUGGCUGCAGAAAGGACAUGUUGUUGUUGUUUAGUCGUUUAGUGUGUCUGACUCUUCGUGACCCCAUGGACCAUAGCACGCCAGGCACUCCUGUCUUCCACUGCCUCCCGCAGUUUGGUCAAACUCAUGUUCGUAGCUUCGAGAACACUGUCCAACCAUCUCGUCCUCUGUCAUCCCCUUCUCCUAGUGCCCUCCAUCUUUCCCAACAUCAGGGUCUUUUCCAGGGAGUCUUCUCUUGGCCCUUGUGGUCUCUUCCAACUCUAUGAUUCUAUGAUUCUCUUCUCAUGAGGUGGCCAAAGUAUUGGAGCCUCAGCUUCAGGAUCUGUCCAUCCAGUGAGCACUCGGGGCUGAUUUCCUUCAGAAUGGAUAGGUUUGAUCUUCUUGCAGCCCAUGGGACUCUCAAGAGUCUCCUCCAGCACCAUAAUUCAAAAGCAUCAAUUCUUCGGCGAUCAGCCUUCUUUAUGGUCCAGCUCUCACUUCCAUACAUCACUACUGGGAAAACCAUAGCUUUAACUAUACGGACCUUUGUCGGCAAGGUGAUGUCUCUGCAAAAAGGACAUAGGAAGCCCCUUUGUACUGAGUCAGACCAGUACAGCUAAUUUUCUUUAUUUCUUUUUUAAUGCAGAGAGAAUAAACAGUUUGAGGAGAAGCUGAAUGAAUUCUUUGCUAUGUUUUGUUCAUGAACUUCAAAGGGAGGCUGCAAGGUGACUGAGGAUUAAAUUGGGGUGGCUUAUUUUUACACUUAACCUGGGCUGCCUGUGUUUUGGUGUGAUCCAGUUUUUUGUUCUGUAAUAGUGGAGACAUGCUAUAUAGCAAGCAAAUGUACAAAUAUCUGCUAAUCGAGGUUAGCACCUUAUGCAGUGAUGCAGAGUCAGCUGAGGCCUGAGUAAAAAGGAGCAAUGCCCCUCUGGGAAUUGCAGAUGGGGUGGGAGAACAGGGUGCUAAGAUUGCUGGAGUGGUACAGCAGCUGCCUUGCAUGCAGAAGGUCCCAACAUUCCCUGCCUGACAUGUUCGUUAUGUUCUUCUGUAACCUCCAGUAUCAAAUAUUUUUGUUUCUGCUCUGCUCAGAAAAUACACUGGCUUAUCUGAAUUUACUCCUCUUCCAGCUGCUUUGCUUUGCUGCAGAUUCCAGUCAUAGUUUGGUCUGGAUCCACCCCUUGAAGGAGAAUGGCUGAAGCACAGCAUCCUCUGGUUUGCCCGAAAAAAGAGGGAGACAUCAAAACUGAGGAUCAGCAGAGUAGUGAAGACCUUCUGAGAGAAAUAGAAGCUGAGAGGAUUAAGAUUGUCCGGGAGUGGAAGGAGAUGCACCAGAUUCUCGAUGAGCAGCAGCAGCUCUUGCUGAGGUGGCUACAGAACAUGGAGGGUGACGUUCUCCACAGAAAGAAGGAGGUUCUCCGAAUCACCAGGGAGACUUCCCUCCUCGGUGACCUGGAAAAGGAGAAGGCGGCACAGCAGCCAUUACAGGGUUUACACAGCACUGGCUGCAGAGACGAUACAUUCUUCCCAAAACCACAGCCAGAUUUGGGGGAGCUGGAGCAGAAGCUGAGCGAUUUCUCCCACAAAAGGGCUGCUUUCCUGGAAACGCUGCUGGCAUUCAAAGGAGAUCUGCAUCUGGAGUUGAAGAGGAAUGGAGCAGGAGACGGCCAGGUGAGCAACAUGGAGGAUGAGAAACCUCUGAUGGAUUAUACUGAGCAACAGGAACGGAAUGAUAGGACAACGGAAGGAGCAGCGGAGAAAAUGUCUCUGUGCCCUGAAUUGAAGGCCACUUCUGAGAGUGAACAUGGUUCAAAAAGAGAGCGGAGGAAGUGUCUGGACAAAGGGGAGGAGGACAAAUCUAUUCCCUGCAAAGGAAACAACUGUGACCUUGAUGGGCACAAAGUUCUGCCAAGGACUCAACAGACUAGGAAGCAAAGUAUGUGUGCCGAGUGUGGGAAAUGCUUCAGCCAGAAGUCAAACCUUAUUACACAUCAGAGAAUCCACACUGGUGAGAAGCCGUUCGAGUGUGCAGACUGCGGAAAGAGCUUCUGCCAGAGAUCGGGACUCAUUUCGCACCAGAGAACCCACACGGGUGAGAGGCCGCACAAAUGCUUGCAGUGCGAGAAGAGCUUCCGGUUCCACUCCAACCUCAUCGUGCACGAGAGGACUCACACGGAGGAGAAGCCGUACAAGUGCUCGCGUUGCGGGAAGCGCUUCAACCAGCGGUCGAACCUCAUCAGUCAUGAAGGGAGCCACCGGCAGGAGAAGCCGUGCAAGUGUUCCGAGUGUGGGAAAAGCUUCCGCCGGAGCUCGGAGCUCACUGUCCACAUGAUGACCCACACGGGGGAAAAGACAUACAAGUGCCUCCAGUGCGGGAAAGGGUUCAGGAGGAGGACAGACCUCAUUGUGCAUGAGAGGACCCACACGGGAGAGAAGCCAUACAGCUGUCCCGAUUGCGGGAAAAGCUUCAGCCAGAGGUCGGGCUUAAUUGCGCACGAGCGGAUGCACACAGAAGAGAAGCAGCACGAGUGCGUGGUGUGCAACAAGGGCUUCAGCCACACCGCACACCUUGCCGUGCACGACCUCGCCACGCACCACCAGAACCACACAGGCGAGAAGCCAAACGAAUGCGCAGGCUGCGGGAAGAGCUUCUGCCAGAGAUCGAAACUUGCCGUCCACCAGAGAACCCACAUGCGUGAGAAGCUGCACAAAUGCUCUCACUGUGAGAAGAGCUUCGGCUUCCAGUCCUACCUCAUUGCACACGAGAGAAUCCAUACCGGGGAGAAGCCGUUCAAAUGCUCGCAUUGUGGGAAGGGCUUCAGCCAGCGGUCAGCCCUCAAAGGUCACGAAGGGACUCACCAGGAAGAGAAGCCGUACAAGUGCUCCGAGUGCAGGAAAAGCUUCUGCCGGAGCUCGGAGCUCCUCGUCCACCUGAUGACCCACACGGGGGAGAAGCCGUACAAGUGCCCUCAGUGCGGGAAGCGCUUCAGGAGGAAACCGGAGCUCACCGUCCACGAGAGGAUCCACACGGGCGAGAAGCCGUACAAGUGCACAGACUGCGGGAAAAGCUUCAGCCAGAUGUCGGGCCUCCUCAGUCACGAACGUACCCACCGGGAAGAGAAGCCGUAUGAGUGCUCCAAGUGUGGGAGGGGUUUCAGGAGGAAGCCGGACCUCACCGUGCACGAGAGGACCCACACAGGGGGAAAACCGUACAAGUGCGCUGAGUGCGGGAAGGGGUUCAGGAGGAGGACAGAUCUCAUCGUGCACAAGAGGACCCACACAGGGGAGAAGCCGUACAAGUGCCCUCACUGCGAGAAAAGCUUCAGGCAGAAGUCAGGCCUGAACAUGCACAAGAGGACCCACACAGAGGAAAAGCCGUAGAAAUGUGUGGUUUGCGACAAGAGCAUCAGCCAUGCCUCACACCUUUCUGUGCAUGAAAUGACCCACCUGGAAAAGCAGCCAUUUAAGUGCCAGGACUGUGGGAAAAGCUUUGGCUGGAAGCUGGAUCUCACUGUGCACUGCCGGAACCACACAGCGGAGAAGCCAUACGAAUGUGUGGACUGUGGAAAUUCAGCCAGAGGCCAAGCCUACGUACGCAUGAGAGGACCCACUUGGGCAAGAGGCUCUGCCCGUGUGUCAAGUGCGAGGAGAGCUACCAGAACAGCUCCAACCUGAAGUCACACGAGAAGACCCAUGUCAGGUGCUCAGAGUGUGGAAAAAGCUUCAUGGGGAGUUUGGAUCUUAGCAGACACCAGAGAUUCCACACUGGAGAGAACUCAUGAGCAGCCCAAUUAUUUGGAAAACUUAUUUAAAAUAAAUAGUGGUUUUGCACAUUGCUGUUCACUGUUGGCUGUUGACUGGCGUAUGUGGGUGUUGGUUGUUUAGCAUUGUGGGACGCCAUCAUAAUAAAAUGGUGCUGUAGCUCUAGGUUCAAGCAAGGGGGCUGAAACGAAAGGUUUGGCUGAUUAUUUAAAAUAGAGUAGUUCCACUCUCCUUGCCUCUACAGCUUCCAGUGUUCUUCUCUCACCCUCAUUUCACUCCCCUUAUCAGACAAUUCCUUCUUGGUUUCCUCUGGACCAAGGAUGGGGAACCUGCGGCCCUGCAUACAUUGUUUUAUUAUUAUUAUUAUUAUUAUUAUUAUUAUUAUUAUUAUGGAACAUAAUGUAUUUAUAUCACACCUUUUUCUCCAGGGAGCUCAAGCUGGCAUACAUGGUCCCCCCCUCCCCAGCUCAUUUAAAACCUGCAUAUCUUUGCUAACAGAUAGACUGUGUGAUUCUUUUUUCUAAUGAAACAAACUUUUCUUCUUUUUAAAAUCAUUUGGAACUGUCCCCCCCCCCUUUACUUUUACUCCCAACGGAUGGAGAUUUGUUAACUGUAACAGCCAAAACUCUGAAAGUAUGAUAUUCCCUUAUUUGAAAGUAAAACAUUCCCUUAUUUGCAAAGUUAAGUGUCUGUGAUUUAUUCUAAUCUAAGUAUUUUCAUGGGAAACGUUUAAGGGCGGGUGAGAGCAGAUGUAAAAUCUAACCCAAGUUUUAAUGUACUUGGAGCAAUUGGCCAUUGUGCCAACUCUGCUACAAGAGAGUAAUAAUCUUUUUCAGACCUCUUUCUCCAACAGUUAGGAGACCCACUUAGUGCCCUCCCAGUCCCAGAACUGCCAUUCCAAAGUAGCUUAACAUCACUCCCUCUUCUCAGGGAACUGCAGGGCUUCGCCCACAUAUGGUUUUUACAGGAAGCAAAAUAUCAGUGUACUUGUGCACGUGAUCUUGCAAAACAUCUGCCUGUGUGCGUGUGACCGAGAUCUUGCAAAAUAUCUGCCCUUGUGUGCCCAUACACUGGGCCAGGCUCGGGUGGCGCUGUGCUCUAAACCAUGAGCCUCUUGGGCUUGCUGAUCAGAAGGUCGGUGGUUCGAAUCCCUGCGAUGGAGUGAGCUCCUGUUGCUCUGUCCCAGCUCCUGCCAACCUAUCAGUUCAAAAGCAUGCCAGUACAAGUAGAUAGAUACCGCUGCGGCGGGAAGGUAACCGGUAUUUCCAUGUACUCUGGCACUCGUCAACAGUCCUCUGUGCGCCAGUAGCGGUUUAGUUAUGCUGGCCACAUGACCCGGAAAGCUGUCUGCAGACAAAUGCCAGCUCUCUCAGCCUGAAAGCGAGAUGAGCGCCGCAACCCCAUAGUUGGAUUUGACUGGACUUAGCCAUCCAGGGGUCUUUUACCUUUUACACAGGGCCAGAUAUUUUCCAAGAUCUCUCUCUGUCUCUCUCACACAAAACAUGGGCAGAUAUUUUGCAACAUCAUGUGUGCACACACAAGUUCCUUCCUGUUAAAACCUAGAAGACAGUUUCUAGCAAGGGUUGGGAAAGAUCUGAAUGCUCACCGGCUGCAUUCUGAGGCUGUCCCUUUCAGGGCACUGAAAGUGAGUCCAAUGUGCUAAUUCCAGGAGCUGGGGCGAAGGAGAGAGAGCUUCAAGGGGGCACAUUUGGGCCUCAAGGCUGAGGUUCCUACCCCUGAUUUAAAAUCCCUAGAUGACAGAACAGGCAAAAAGUUAAUUGUUCAUACAGGCACAAAUCAGGAAAAAUGAGAUACGUUCCCAUGGUGGCGUGGCAAGAGGCAAAAUGGGCAGAGCAAGAAAUGUAGUUUUUACCGUUGCACAAUAAGGGAGUUCAAUUACCACCAUCAUCAAAAAUUAUAAUUUAUGUCGCCCACCUGAUAAGGUUACCCCAGCUACUCUUGGCAGCAGCUUCCAAUAAAUUAAAACACGGUGUUCCAACCUGCACUGGAUGAUGAUGCUGGUAUUGAUGAUAUAAAAUGAAAAUGAAUAGUUGACAGUUGGAUUAUUCACAGGUAGGUAGCCAUGUUGGUCUGCCGUAGUCAAAACAAAAUAAAAAAAUUCCUUCCAGUAGCACCUUAGAGACCAACUACGUUUUUCAUUGGUAUGAGCUUUUGUGUGCAUGCACACUUCUUCAGAUACACCGAAACAGA
Messenger RNA from Zootoca vivipara (common lizard), 6028 nucleotides. The record is from RefSeq and is a predicted model, not a curated record. Lineage: Eukaryota; Metazoa; Chordata; Lepidosauria; Squamata; Lacertidae.